Molecule: messenger RNA, 1365 nt
Organism: Histoplasma capsulatum G186AR
Lineage: Eukaryota; Fungi; Ascomycota; Eurotiomycetes; Onygenales; Ajellomycetaceae
Product: meiotically up-regulated gene 65 protein
Exons: 2
Coding region: 1-1365 (454 amino acids)
Cellular component (GO): membrane
Source: RefSeq, a predicted model, not a curated record
AUGUCGACUAUACCAGGAAUUUCCCUCGUCGACAAGACUUCUCCAACAACACCGGUCGAGCCAGUGUCCACCACUAAUGAAGACCUUGAGCAAAGGCUCUCAGUUGGCUCACGCACGGCUACGGCGUUAACGAAGAAGUUGACGAAGAGUUCCAUGAAGGAUAGCCUAGCACGGAGGAAAUACGCGAAGUUUCAACAGUGUCGAUACAGGAACGGCAAUAGCAAUGAUUCCAUCGACAGUAACAGGGCAUCGUUGUCGCGGCAGGGUUCUGCAGAUAUAGGAAUAGAGCGUCAGGGUUCCAGGGACAAUACCAAACAACUUGGGAAGCAAGCCCUUUCUAAAGGAGCUUCUGACGGCUCGUCGGAGCUCGCACCCUCAGCCUCACAUUCCUCACAACCCCCUCUGACUAGCGAAAAUAGCGAGAUUGACGUGCUGUACGAGAAUCAGCGAGGGUGGUGGUGCUUCGGGAUACCUAUAUACUCAGCAAAGUCGCUUCUAAAUUUUGAUCCGUCUGCCUGGCUCUCGCGCAAUUUCGCAGCUAGCCCCGUCGACAUUACCAAUGCGCAGGUGCCUGACCCUAGUUGGGAGUGGGCGUGGGAAACCUGGUAUAUUGAUAUGUCCUAUGACGUUGACGAGGCUGGAUGGCAGUAUUCAUUCUCCUUUUCAUCGCGCUUUGCAUGGCAUGGUACUCAUCCGUGGUACCACUGCUUUGUAAGACGAAGACGAUGGCUGAGAAAAAGGGUUAGGAAGAUAUAUAUUGGGCCUGAGGAAGACGUCUGCCUAGGUAAAACGUCCACGCUUAAUGGAGAUUACUUUACCGUCAGCUCGUGCCGGACGCUGAAGGCUGAUCCUGAGAGCCGACGAGUAAGCCGCGUAACCAUUUCGACCGUUGGCGUGAGAGUAGAGGAUAUUUUGCCUGAGGAUAUCACCACUAUCAGAACGCUGUUAUGUGCGAUGACGGGAGCUUCGUUAGAUAGGGAUAAAAUCCUUGCCGUUCAACGCUUUGUGAAGUAUGCAGACGAGGAAUUUCAUUUACUCCCAGAAAAGAUGUCUGAGAUUCUAUCUGUUUUAAUGUUCCAUACUUCUCGCCAACAACUCUUGGACUACUUACGAUAUACUAUGGAGACCAUCCCGGCAACUGCUGAAGGUGUUCAGAAACGAAGACGAGACAGUCUUGCCAAAAUAUUUGAGGAUGGGCGGUUGAAAGACCUGAAUUUCUGGCUUAAUUCAAAGGUGUUAGUUCGGGAGGAGGGACAUGGCUCGGAUGUCGGAGAGGGCAGCGAGCCGGCUCAUCAAUCUAUUAAUAAAUCCAAAGGAAAGGCCGUUGUGCGCAGUGUGGUGGAUAUGGAACAGACCAGUGAUUAG